Molecule: messenger RNA, 1739 nt
Organism: Oryza brachyantha (malo sina)
Lineage: Eukaryota; Viridiplantae; Streptophyta; Magnoliopsida; Poales; Poaceae
Product: UDP-glycosyltransferase 90A2-like
Exons: 1
Coding region: 54-1517 (487 amino acids)
Molecular function (GO): UDP-glycosyltransferase activity
Source: RefSeq, a predicted model, not a curated record
UAGAGACAACUUCUCUAAAGCAUUCCAGCCAAGCAGCCAAAGAACGCCUUGCCAUGGCCGCCUCGGCCAACCACGCCGUGAACGGCACCACCGGCAACGGCGAACGACCAGAAGCUCGCCGCGACCACGUCAUCAUCUUCCCGUUCAUGGCGAAAGGCCACAUGCUCCCUCUGCUCCAUUUCGCCACCAUCCUCUCGGUCCACCACAAGGGCCUCCGCGUCACCGUGCUCACCACCCCGGCGAGCCUCUCCUUCGUCCGUAGCCGCCUGCCCGACUCGGUGCACCUCGUGAGGCUCCCGUUCCCGUCGCUGCCACCGCUGCCGGCCGGUGUCGAGUCGACGGACGCGCUCCCUAGCCCGUCCCUCUACCCGACGUUCCUGCGCGCCACCACGCUCCUGCGUGAGCCCUUCGCGCAGUUCAUGGCGUCGGUUCCCUCCCCGCCGCUCGUGCUCGUCUCUGACUUCUUCCUCGGGUUCACGCACGGCGUCGCGGCCGACGCUGGCGUCCGUCGCGUCGUGUUCCACGGCAUGUCCUGCUUCUCCACGGCCAUCUGCAAGUCGCUCUUCGCGAACCUGCCGUCGGUCGGCGUCGAGCACGGCGGAGCCGCUUUUCACGUCUCCGGCAUGCCGGAACAUGUUACAAUCACGGCGGCGGAGAUCCCGUCUACGUUCGAGAAGAUGGGCGACCUGGACGACCCGGUGACCCAGUUCUUGAUCAACGACGUCGGCCUGUCGGACGUCCGCAGCUGGGGCAUCCUGGUCAACAGCUUCGUCGCGAUCGACGACGACUACGUGGCUCCAGUAGAGUCGUUCUACGAGCACGGAGCCCGCGCUUGGUUGGUGGGUCCGCUUCUACCGCUCGCCGGCGACACGCCGGAGCCGGACAAGGAGAACGACCCCGAGGGCUGCCUCGCGUGGCUCGACGAGAGGGCAGCGCGGCCGGCGGCGGUGGUCUACGUGUCGUUCGGCACGCAGGCGCACGUCGCCGACGAGCAGCUCGAUGAGCUGGCGCACGGGCUGGUCCGAUCCGGCCACCCCUUCCUGUGGGCGGUACGGUCCGACAAGUGGUCGCCGCCGGUGGACUUGGGGCCCGACGGGCGUGUCGUCAGGGGCUGGGUUCCGCAGCGCGGCGUGCUGGCCCACGAGGCAGUGGGAGGGUUCGUGAGCCACUGCGGGUGGAACUCGGCGCUGGAGAGCCUCGCCGCCGGGAAGCCCGUGCUGGCGUGGCCGAUGAUCGCCGAGCAGCAGCUGAACGCGAAGCACGUCGUGGACAUGGUCGGCACGGGGGUCAGGGUGGGCUCCGGCGGGGCCGCCGUCGUCGGGAGAGCGGAGGUGGAGGAGAAGGUCAGGACGCUGAUGGACGCCGGCGGAGAGGCCGGGCAGAGGAUGCGGGCGCGGGCCGCGUGGGCUCGACAGGCGGCGAGAUCGGCGGUGAGCGACGGCGGCACGUCGCGUGUGGCGCUGCAGAAGCUGAUUGGUGAGCUACAGAAAAGUUACGACGUUGCCGUACGUCGUUGAUGAAAGCCGAGUGAUGCUGUCAUGAUGUCAUCAGUCUGUACUUCUGAUAGAUUAUGAAAUUAAUCCGAGUGAUGUAAUAUGUCUACUGGAGUAUAUAGCUGGUUAAUUAUAAGUGUUUCUCUCUCUUUUGUUUUUUUUUUUUUGCUAGAUGACAAGUAUUUAUCGGUUCAAACGUGUGCUGGUUGUGCUACUUAUAAAAGAAAUUGGAGCAUAAAGGUUCUU